AUGAAGUACAUGAGAACAAACAGCUUGAAGUUGAAGCGGCUCUUCUCACUAGUCCGCCGAACCCUCGAAGAAGAAGACGAAGAGAUAAUCGGGAAUGAAGAUGGAAAGCCAAUUCGCCAAACCAAAGAGAAUAUCGUCAUCAAGUCGCCCAGAGCACCCACCUGGAGAUGCUUCUCUUACGACGAAAUAUCACUCGCCACUAAUGCCUUCCACCCAGAUAAUUUGGCGGGAAAAGGAGGGUAUGCGGAGGUUUACAGGGGAACCAUGCCGGGAACAGGGGAAGUUGCGGUGAAACGGCUGACAAAAUCGUGUACCGACGAGAGGAAAGAGAGGGAGUUCCUAUCGGAGAUCGGGACAAUUGGCCACGUCAAUCAUCCAAACGUUCUUCCUUUAGUUGGUUGUUGCAUCGACAAUGGACUUUACCUCAUUUUCCAAUACUCCUCCAUUGGCUCACUAGCUUCUCUUCUCCAUGGGGAGAAUUGGGGAGAGUUGAAUUGGAGAAGAAGACACAAGAUAGCGAUCGGGACCGCUAAAGGGAUCGAGUAUCUCCACAAAGGAUGCCAAAGAAGAAUCAUUCACCGGGACAUCAAAUCGUCUAAUGUUCUACUGACGGAGGAUUAUGAGCCCAUGAUAUCGGAUUUCGGGCUGGCGAAAUGGCUGCCAACACAAUGGUCUCACCAUUCAAUCGGACCCAUUGAAGGAACAUUCGGGCACUUGGCGCCAGAGUAUUAUUUGCAUGGGAUAGUGGACGAGAAGACGGAUGUGUUCGCGUUUGGAGUGUUCCUGUUAGAGCUCAUCUCCGGCAAGAAACCUGUCGAUGGGUCUCACCUCAGCCUUCACAGCUGGGCGAAGCCAAUCCUAAAGAGAGGGGAAGUGGAGGAGGUGGUGGAUGGAAGGCUGGAAGGAGAGUACGAUGGAACAGAGCUGAGACAACUUGCAUUUGCUGCUUCCCUCUGCAUUAGACCUUCCCCAGCCUGGCGCCCAACCAUGGCCGAGGUGUUGAAGGCAAUGGUAGAUGUGGAGGAGAUGGGGAAAGAGAGGUGGAAGAUGCCAGAGGAGGAAGAGGAGCAACAUGAUGAGUUUUGGGGGUUUGAAGAUCUUGAAUGUGAUGAUGAAACUAUUUCCUUUUCUGGUUCUUAUUCUCUUUCCCCACAAGCUUCCUUCUCUAUGAUGAUCUCCACUACUAUUACUCCUAUUUCUACUAUCAAUGUUACUAUUGCCACUCCAACCUCAAUGAUUCCUUCUUAA
Molecule: messenger RNA, 1248 nt
Organism: Linum trigynum
Lineage: Eukaryota; Viridiplantae; Streptophyta; Magnoliopsida; Malpighiales; Linaceae
Source: the annotation of a GenBank genome assembly